AUGGGAGCUAAUAUUUCGACUGAGUAUGAAGCCAAUGGAUCAGCAAUGAACAAGGGCCUUGUUGUUACAUACAAUGGAUCAUCAGCAAACAAUAGUCGGGAUAUUGUAUCCAAUGGAUCGUCAUCAGCAAACAAGGGUCGGGUUCUUGCAUUCCACUCCUCCUCGAAAUGGAAGAGCCAUUUUGAAGCCUCAAAAGUGAAUUCAAAUCUGAUGGUCAUUGACUUCAAAGCUUCUUGGUGUGGACCUUCCCGAUACAUGGAACCUGCCAUGAAUGAAUUUUCUGCUAAAUAUACAGAUGUCCACUUCAUUAAAAUUGAUGUCGAUGAGUUGGAAGAUGUGGCUAAGGAAUUUGGAAUACAGAUCAUGCCCACUUUCAUACUGAUAAAGAAAGGAGAAGAAGUUGAUAAGCUAGUUGGAGCCAACAAAGAAGAACUCAGGAAGAAGAUUGAGAAACACAGGGUCUGA
Fraxinus pennsylvanica is the source of this 465-nucleotide messenger RNA. The record is from the annotation of a GenBank genome assembly. Lineage: Eukaryota; Viridiplantae; Streptophyta; Magnoliopsida; Lamiales; Oleaceae.